CCACGAUUCUCGACCCAAACAAAGCACCACCAACCGACGCCAAGGUCUUGCACAGGGGCCGGAGAGUAUUUAUCUGCAAGAACUAAUGGCAAUCACCAGAAUAUGAUGGCAUCCGAUGAUGAAAAAGGCAGCGAAGACUACAAUGAAGAAGGAGAGGAGGAGUAUUAUGAUCCAGAGGAGGAUGAGUUGGACAGCGAGGAAGAGGCGAAGGCUGAAGCUCACGCUGAGAUGCUGGCUAGGCGGAUGCGUGAGCAACUUCAAGCCGAGAUAGAAAAGGCCUACGCUAUUCCACCAGAGGACCCAAUCGUCUCGACGAUAAAACUCAUUCUUCAAGCUGCCGAAAGCAACGACCGCAUUCGGGUUACUCUCGAUGCCAUCCAUUUCACAAGAGAUCACAGCGUCUACGGUAUUCUCAAAGAAUCCCUUGAGGCUGGAGGGGUUUCGGAUACCUAUACUGGGAAAUUGGCUUCACUUUUAGAGGCCCUUGCAGACGGAACCACUCUGAAUGAGAUUGAACCUCUUGACGCCAUUAAUGGGAAGCGACCUCUAGACACAGACCGGUCAGUCCCAGACCAGCCAACCAAGAGGCCGCGCCUCACACCCUCUCCGCUGUCCGACCACCAUGUCAAAUUCAAUACCCUUAUCAAGGAAGCUGUAGAUAAGACUUCUGCGGUUUUGGAUUCCACAACUAAGUCGCCGUUGGAUAGAUCCCAAGUCUUAUCUAUUCAGGUACCUCUCCAUCGAAUCUUUCUCUUUUCCAGCACUGCUGCGAAGGCUACCGGUGUCCCAGUUCUUCAUCAGGUUGGGGGACUUGCCCAGGUCCUCGGUGCCCUUCAUGCCGUCCAAAUAACACCUGUUGUGAAUUCUGACCUGUCCACCGCCGUCUUUACAUGUCCUCCAUGCAAGAAGAGUUUUUCUGCUCUCUCCUAUCUUCGUACCCACGAAUCUCACAUGCACAAUUCUUCCCGGCCAUUCAAAUGCGACCAGUGUUGUAUUGGCUUUGAGACCCUAUCAUCCAGUAAUGACCACUCGCGCGCUGUUCAUGGCGGCAUGAAGCCCACCCUUCUCCAGUACACAUGUGAUAGCUGUCAUCAAAAUUUCCCUGAUCGGGAUGCGAUCCGAAACCACCAAAACGACCCUUGCUCGUAUCCCUCCUGUGCGGACGGAGUGAUUCGUGUUAUUGAAUCCCUAGCAGGCACCCCAUUUUUAGAGGCCGGUGAACUACCCCAAACUAUUUUGACAGAGGCGCAGGCUUCCGUCCUUCGACUCCAUGCCCAGUUACAGGAGCGCGUCGAACAGCUCUUGGAUCAUUCAGUGCCUGGAAAGGCCAAGCGCAAUAUUGGGGGAAGAGUUGGAGGGUGGCAAGCGCUAGGGCUCAUUGUGAGCCAAUGUGUUGACCCGAACCAUACCCUCCCACCGCCUCUGAGCAAUGCUAGUGCGCUACCACUACAGCUAGUCCAAUAUGGACUUAGCGAAGUCCAGGCAUCGGCAGUCAACAAAGCAAUCAAGGAAGCAUGCGCAACCGUGAAAGAAGCUUCAUUCGCUGAGGCGGGCAUCGAAGAAGCAAAACCCCGAAUUGAUGGCGAGGAAGAUGAGGAAGUGAAUGUUGUUGACGACGAGGAGUAGAGAGGGUUUAGUUGGAAGGGUGGUUGUCCCUACUUAUCAUGGACGGGUUCGCAUCUAUGGUACGCCAAGUGACUGCGUUUGUUAAUUAUUGUGACUGAUAUUCAACGAAACGAUUCAUCUUCCUACCCGCGACCAUACGUAGCUUUGUAUUUGGCUGAGUGGACUCUAAGCUCCUGAAUUGGAAGGAUAGUGUCUUGUUUCAUCUUCCUUCAGACGAACUGCUUCGGUGGGCAUCUGAAGACGAGUCACCACUUUGGUCACAUGGACGGUCAGUCCUAUAUCCAUCUUAGCAGUGCCGUCAAUUUGUGGCCUCCUGCACAGGCCUUACCUUUAUCCGCAACAGCAACGGGCCGUGGCAACAUUACCCAGCUCACGGUCGAGUUUCACGAUCCUAUCACUUCUCGGCUAUUGGUCCCCCGUGUUUGCUGGAUGCUGAUCGCGCAUUACAUGUAGCUACG
Messenger RNA from Cantharellus anzutake, 2084 nucleotides. RefSeq lists its product as uncharacterized. The coding region runs from base 103 to 1626 and encodes 507 amino acids. The transcript has a single exon. Gene Ontology annotation, cellular component: nucleus. NCBI's taxonomy places the organism in Eukaryota, Fungi, Basidiomycota, Agaricomycetes, Cantharellales, Hydnaceae. The record is from RefSeq and is a predicted model, not a curated record.